This is a messenger RNA of Mustela lutreola (European mink), 2876 nucleotides long. RefSeq names its product nuclear factor I C (gene NFIC). The record is from RefSeq and is a predicted model, not a curated record. Bases 131 to 1837 code for a protein of 568 amino acids. Gene Ontology annotation, biological process: regulation of transcription by RNA polymerase II. Lineage: Eukaryota; Metazoa; Chordata; Mammalia; Carnivora; Mustelidae. Gene Ontology annotation, molecular function: RNA polymerase II cis-regulatory region sequence-specific DNA binding; DNA-binding transcription factor activity, RNA polymerase II-specific. Gene Ontology annotation, cellular component: nucleus. The transcript has 10 exons.
GAGACCGAGGGAGGAGGCGGCGAGGAGCGCGCCGGCCGCGGCCGCGGGGGGGGGGGGGGGUUUGGAAAAAUGACUCAGUAAGUUCAGCGCGCCCGCUCCGGCCGGCCCUGCGCCUCCCGCCGCGCCCGGGAUGUAUUCGUCCCCGCUCUGCCUGACCCAGGAUGAGUUCCACCCGUUCAUCGAGGCGCUGCUGCCGCACGUCCGCGCCUUCGCCUACACCUGGUUCAACCUGCAGGCGCGGAAGCGCAAGUACUUCAAGAAGCACGAGAAGCGCAUGUCCAAGGACGAGGAGCGCGCGGUGAAGGACGAGCUGCUGGGCGAGAAGGCCGAGGUGAAGCAGAAGUGGGCGUCCCGGCUGCUGGCCAAGCUGCGCAAGGACAUCCGGCCCGAGUGCCGCGAGGACUUCGUGCUGGCCAUCACCGGCAAGAAGGCGCCGGGCUGUGUGCUCUCCAACCCCGACCAGAAGGGCAAGAUGCGCCGCAUCGACUGCCUGCGCCAGGCCGACAAGGUGUGGCGGCUGGACCUGGUCAUGGUCAUCCUCUUCAAGGGCAUCCCGCUGGAGAGCACCGACGGCGAGCGCCUGGUCAAGGCGGCGCAGUGCGGCCACCCGGUGCUCUGCGUGCAGCCGCACCACAUCGGCGUGGCGGUCAAGGAGCUCGACCUCUACCUGGCCUACUUCGUGCGCGAGCGAGACGCGGAGCAGAGCGGCAGUCCCCGGGCAGGGAUGGGCUCCGACCAGGAGGACAGCAAGCCCAUCACACUGGACACCACGGAUUUCCAGGAGAGCUUUGUCACCUCCGGUGUGUUCAGUGUCACGGAGCUCAUCCAAGUGUCCCGGACCCCCGUGGUGACUGGGACAGGACCCAACUUCUCCCUCGGGGAGCUCCAGGGGCACCUGGCGUAUGACCUGAAUCCAGCCAGCACAGGCAUGAGAAGAACCCUACCCAGCACUUCCUCCAGCGGGAGCAAGCGGCACAAAUCGGGCUCGAUGGAGGAAGACGUGGACACGAGCCCCGGCGGCGAUUACUACACCUCGCCCAGCUCUCCCACGAGUAGCAGCCGCAACUGGACUGAGGACAUGGAAGGAGGCAUCUCGUCGCCGGUAAAGAAGACGGAGAUGGACAAGUCACCUUUCCACAGCCCAUCUCCCCAGGACUCCCCUCGCCUCUCCAGCUUCACCCAGCACCACCGGCCUGUCAUCGCCGUGCACAGCGGGAUCGCCCGGAGCCCUCACCCGUCUUCCGCCCUGCACUUCCCCACGACCUCCAUCCUGCCCCAGACGGCCUCCACCUACUUCCCGCACACGGCCAUCCGCUACCCGCCUCACCUCAACCCCCAGGACCCGCUCAAAGAUCUCGUGUCGCUGGCCUGUGACCCAGCCAGCCAGCAGCCUGGACCGUUAAAUGGAAGUGGUCAGCUCAAAAUGUCCAGUCACUGCCUUUCUGCUCAGAUGCUGGUACCCCCGCCCCCUGGGCUCCCGCGGCUGGCGCUCCCCCCCGCCACCAAACCCACCUCCGAGGGAGGAAGCACGUCGCCGACCUCGCCCUUCCUGGUAUCUGGGAUAAGAAAGAUUUCUUCCCACGCCCUGCUCCUUCAUCGCGGGAAUCCCAGGGGGCCGCACUGCCGGCCCCGGCCCACGUUUUCAGUGGAAAGUUCGAGCGAGCGAGACGACCCUGCCGACUCCCAGCCUGGCCGGAAAGACAGAACAGACACACACACGCAGGAGGGAAACAAGCAAAAAGGAAAAAAGGCAAAACAAAAACAAAAACAAAAACCCCACCAACAACCACCACAACAAAGAAAAGACAAAAGGAAAAAAAAACCACCAUGGAAAUGAACCCACCCAUCCAAGACGCCGAACAGUAGAGACGGCCGCCCCUCAGAACUCUCGGGACGCCACGGCCGGACCCGAGGGCCAGGCCCCGCCACCAGUCCGGUGCGCUCCGAGGCCGCUGGCCGCGCCGGCGCCGACCUCCGUCCUCACUCACUCAUCUCCGCUGCUGCUCUCCGAGGGCGGGCGCCCGCCCCCUGCCUCCGCCCCAGAACAGGUGAGCGCGGCCCCGUGCCCCGGCCCGGGCCCCCCCGCCGGGCAGGACACCCAGCAAGGCCACCUCUCCCUGUGCCCCCGCCGCCGGGACACCCGCCGGGCCUCUGCCAUGGUGUCUGCCGAGUGGGGAGAUGGGUGCUUGGGGGGGGGGGGGGUCCUUGUGGUGGGGGGCGGGUGGCAGGCAGCAGAGGCCAAUGUGGAGGCCCGGGUGGGCGGGGACACGACAGGGGCAGAAGAGGGUUGUGGGGAGACCCUGGGUGUCGCCAGGGCACUGGGACGCGUGGCGGGAGCAUUGUCAGGGGCGUCCCUGGCUGAGGGACCUCCACCCGGCCCCCGCCAGCCCGACUCGGACUUGGGCUCACAGCCGCGCGCCUACCCUGUUUGGGAAGAAAAGUCUCUAUGCAAUUGCCCCCCAGCUCCACCCCCGGCAGAGGAGGCCCCCCACCCCGCAUCCCGCCGCCGGCCCUGCUCCGCGCCCCCCACCCACCCCCGGGAAGGGACCCACGUUGCACACACUGUAAGAAAUGCACUUUCCGAGGAAGGGGCGGGGGGGGGGGGGCGGAGUGGAGAGACUCAGAGCUCCCGGGGAGGGGACACCCUGUCCGGAGCCUCAUCCGCCUGAGCCCCGGGACGGAAGGACCCCCCUGCCCCCUGCUUAGCCCACGGAGGUGGGAGGUGGGAGCGAGUGGUUUAAGUGCCUGAUUCCCACCGCCCGCCCCCCUUGUCCAGCUGGAAUGGGAAGUGGCCGUGGGCCCUUCCGUUCCCUCCCCCGACUCAGCCACCUCCAGUCGCUGACCCUCACUGCUGUGCUCCCCUCCGAGCUAGAGAG